AUGGAUAUUACAGAUUACAUCUUCAACCAGAGAGAAGAGGUCCUCUUGGCCGGUGAUUACAAUGCCUACCGUGCCCAUACCACCCGUAAAUUGCACAAACUCCGCAAGAAGCUCGGGCAGACCACACCCAAAGGCCGGAAAUAUACUGCCAAACCCCCCGUCAGCGCAGAGAAUGUCAACGGCAAUGUUGCAUAUGUCCACACCCUACUCCUAAGCUCAGAACGAGCAUGGGCACAAGCGCUGCAAAUGAAGUCGGCGCAUUCUGCAGAUCCGUCAGCAAAGGGAAUCACAGGUGCCGCCCGGCGUCAUAUCAUCUCGCGACUGCAUAAAUCCGCCGGUUAUGCAAAUGAACUUGUUCUCUUGUUACAAGACCAAGCUUCUGGCGCUACUGAUAAUGAUCUUCUUGAGGCGCGUGCAUACCAUGCCACACUCUCGGGGGCCCUCUCAUUGGAGAAGCGAAAAUGGGAGCAGUGUAUGCAGGAUUUCUCCGUCUCUAGGGUUAUAUAUGCAGCACUUGGUCAAAACAAUAAGAAAGAUGCAUUUCGGGAUCUCCUCUCUGGUACCGUCGACCCGAGUUUGAGAUAUGCUGCAUACCAGAUGAAGCUUCCACGAUCGAAGCCUCUACCCUCUUUGGCCAUCAGCUUUUUCCCGUCGGACGCCAACCUCAGGUCAGAAGUCGAAAAGGUGGAUCCUAACUGUCUUAAAGAGGAUGCUGCUGGAACAAGGAGAACUGCGGACGGGGAGGUGCAGCAACUUCCUGAAACCAUCACAUGGAGGUCACGAACCGUUGCUCUGGAAGACGCCGCAAUCUCCCAGGCCCUCGCGGCAGCAGCGGCGGCGGAGUCUCGCCUCGCCUCGUGGCUCGCAGAAGCCUCGGGCAAAUCUGCAUCAUCGAAGGACAAGGCAGCUGCCUACGAUAACGUCAUUAUUGCCAGCCAAGAUGCAGUGGAUGCUACAAAGACGGCCAUCGACGACCUUGUCAGUGAGGGUGUAGAUCCUGGUGAUAAAAGGAUGCAGAGCUUGCAGAUUACCCGCACCGCCGUCAAUUUUGCCUUGGUAGGAUGGAGAGUCGGGCGUAAUCGCGUAUUGUGUGGCGAGCAUGACGGCAUACAUGGUGAGACCGACCAGGCCAAGGCAACCAAGGGUAGCAAGGGUUCUGCCAAACGCGAAGAAACCAAGGGCAAGAAGCUGGCCCGUCUGCGUGAAAGGGUUGUUUUGUAUGAUUCUACAUUGCAGAGCAUUGAGUUCAUCCUCGAGCUACCCGGUGUGGCAGCAGAUUCUGCCUUCGUUCAGGAGCUUGGAGCUAAACGAUCCUACUUCCGGGCCUUGAGAUGUCUCACCAUUGGGCGGUCUCACAGUAUUCUUGGGAAAUAUAAAAACGCACUUGCGUUGUUUUCGCAAGCGUUGGCGCUUAGUCAGGAGUCUGCGAGCCCGGUUCAGUCCACGGCCGAAGCGGAAGAACCGCCAAAGCUUGAUAUCACACGCAACCAAAUCCAGACCCUCGAGUCAACCUUGCGCGCCCUGGUUUCACAAUACCGCGGGCUUGUCACUCUGGAGAAGAUCUCCGAGCAGCAAUCGAAAUCGGCCAGUGAGCGACCGAUGGUUGAGCGGUUGCACGAGUACCCCGGCGACGGUUUGGAUUUGAAGAACCUCGUCCCAUACCCACCUCAGAUGCAGCCAGUGCCAGUGAAGCCACUAUUCCUUGACGUCGCUUGGAACUACAUUGACUACCCCCGUGAGAACGCGAACACCCAAAGUGCGACUCCGGCCUCGGCUGAGCCAGCCACAGAGGAAAAGAAGGGAGGCCGACGCGGCUGGUUUGGCUUUGGACGCUUUGAGUAA
Molecule: messenger RNA, 1842 nt
Organism: Aspergillus oryzae RIB40
Lineage: Eukaryota; Fungi; Ascomycota; Eurotiomycetes; Eurotiales; Aspergillaceae
Product: signal recognition particle subunit SRP68
Exons: 4
Coding region: 1-1842 (613 amino acids)
Biological process (GO): SRP-dependent cotranslational protein targeting to membrane
Cellular component (GO): signal recognition particle, endoplasmic reticulum targeting
Molecular function (GO): endoplasmic reticulum signal sequence receptor activity; signal recognition particle binding; 7S RNA binding
Source: RefSeq, a predicted model, not a curated record